Messenger RNA from Mesoplodon densirostris (Blainville's beaked whale), 3952 nucleotides. RefSeq names its product interferon regulatory factor 2 binding protein 2 (gene IRF2BP2). Lineage: Eukaryota; Metazoa; Chordata; Mammalia; Artiodactyla; Ziphiidae. Gene Ontology annotation, biological process: regulation of transcription by RNA polymerase II. Gene Ontology annotation, cellular component: nucleus. Gene Ontology annotation, molecular function: transcription corepressor activity. The record is from RefSeq and is a predicted model, not a curated record. The coding region runs from base 212 to 1990 and encodes 592 amino acids. The transcript has 2 exons.
CCCGCCGCCCCUCGUGCACCGGGGGCGCUGCGCGGGCGCCGAGCCUUCGCGGGCUUUGCCGCCGCCGCCGCCUGUGCGGCCGCCGCCGCUGGUGGGAGAGACGCGGGGUUGGGGGGGGAGGAGGGCGCGCGUGGUGCCGGCGGGGAGCGGCGGCGCCCCCCCCUCCUCCUCCUCCGCCUCCUCCUCCUCCGGCGCCGCGGGCUCCUCGGACAUGGCCGCGGCGGUGGCGGUGGCGGCCGCGUCCCGGCGGCAGUCGUGCUACCUGUGUGAUCUGCCCCGCAUGCCCUGGGCCAUGAUCUGGGACUUCACCGAGCCCGUGUGCCGUGGCUGCGUCAACUACGAGGGCGCCGACCGCGUCGAGUUCGUCAUCGAGACGGCGCGGCAGCUCAAGCGGGCGCACGGCUGCUUCCCGGAGGGCCGCUCCCCGCCCGGCGCCGCGGCCCCGGCCGCCGCCAAGCCGCCGCCGCUCUCGGCCAAGGACCUCCUCCUGCAGCAGCAGCAGCAACAGCCGCCGCCGCUCGGCCACGGCGGCCCCGAGGCCGCCCCGCGCGCCUCGCAGGCUCUGGAGCGCUACCCUCUGGCGGCCGCCGCGGCCGAGCGGCCUCCGCGCCUGGGCUCCGACUUCGGCGGCAGCCGCCCGGCCGCGAGCCUGGCCCAGCCGCCGACGCCGCAGCCGCCGCCCGUGAACGGCAUCCUGGUGCCCAACGGCUUCUCCAAGCUGGAGGAGCCGCCCGAGCUGAACCGCCAGAGCCCGAACCCGCGGCGCGGCCACGCCGUGCCGCCCACCCUGGUGCCUCUCAUGAACGGCUCGGCCACGCCGCUGCCCGCCGCGCUCGGCCUGGGCGGCCGUGCCGCCGCCUCGCUGGCCGCCGUGUCCGGGGCCGCGGCCGCCGGCCUGGGCUCGGCGCAGCCUGCCGAACUGGGCGCCCACAAGCGGCCGGCGUCCGUGUCGAGCGGCGCGGCAGCGGAGCACGAGCAGCGCGAGGCGGCGGCUAAGGAGAAGCAGCCGCCGGCGGGCUCGCACCGCGGCCCAGCCGACAGUCUGUCCUCGGGGGCCGGGGCGGCCGAGCUGGGCACCGAGGGCGCGGGCAAAGGCCGCGGGCCCGGCGAGCAGGACUGGGUCAACCGGCCCAAGACCGUGCGAGACACGCUGCUGGCGCUGCACCAGCACGGCCACUCGGGGCCCUUCGAGAGCAAGUUUAAGAAGGAGCCGGCCCUGACUGCAGGCAGGUUGUUGGGUUUCGAGGCCAACGGGGCCAACGGGUCUAAAGCAGUUGCAAGAACAGCAAGGAAAAGGAAGCCUUCUCCAGAACCAGAAGGUGAAGUCGGGCCCCCUAAGAUCAAUGGAGAGGCACAGCCGUGGCUGUCCACGUCCACAGAAGGGCUCAAGAUCCCCAUUACUCCUACAUCCUCUUUCGUGUCUCCACCACCCCCCACUGCCUCACCUCAUUCCAACCGGACCACACCGCCUGAAGCGGCCCAGAACGGCCAGUCCCCCAUGGCAGCCCUAAUCUUGGUAGCAGACAAUGCAGGGGGCAGUCAUGCCUCGAAAGAUGCCAACCAGGUGCACUCCACCACCAGGAGGAACAGCAGCAGCCCACCCUCGCCGUCCUCUAUGAACCAGAGAAGGCUGGGCCCCCGAGAGGUGGGGGGCCAGGGGGCAGGCAGCACAGGAGGACUGGAGCCAGUGCACCCCGCCAGCCUCCCGGACUCCUCGCUGGCGGCCAGCGCCCCGCUGUGCUGCACCCUGUGCCACGAGCGGCUGGAGGACACCCACUUUGUGCAGUGCCCAUCCGUCCCUUCGCACAAGUUCUGCUUCCCUUGCUCCAGACAAAGCAUCAAACAGCAGGGAGCCAGUGGAGAGGUCUAUUGUCCCAGUGGGGAAAAAUGCCCCCUUGUGGGCUCCAAUGUCCCCUGGGCCUUCAUGCAAGGGGAAAUUGCAACCAUCCUUGCUGGAGAUGUGAAAGUGAAAAAAGAGAGAGACUCGUGACUUUCCGGUUUCAGAAAAACCCAAUGAUUACCCUUAACUAAAACUGCUUGAAUUGUGUAUAUAUCUUCACAUAUAUAUAUAUCCAAGACAAGGGAAAUGUAGACUUCAUAAACAUGGCUGUAUAAUUUUGAUUUUUUUGAAUACAUUGUGUUUCUAUUUUUUUUUCUUUUUGACGACAAAAGGUAUGUACUUAUAAAAGCAUUUUCUUCUUUUGUUAACGUUAUUAGCAUAUCUUUGUGCUUUAUUAUCCUGGUGACAGUUACCGUUCAAUGUAGGCUGUGACUUGGCUGCUUUUUUAGAGCACUUGGCAAAUCAGAAACGCUUCUAGCUGUAUUUGUAUGCACUUAUUUUAAAAAGAAAAAAAAAAGCCAAAUACAUUUUCUGACGUCGUAAGAUUGCCUUACUGUCUGUUAUUCCUUAUUGCUGGCCCCUUUCUCAGGCUGGAGGCCAAGUGGUGGAGAAGGAAAGGAAAUGAGCAAAAGGGGCACUGUUGUGAAGUGGGCAUGCCACUGGGAAAUGUCACCAAGUUUCCCCCCAAACGUUGUCCUUUGAGAGUAACAGGAAACCGAUUUUGAAUCUUUCUCGAUUUUGGAUUUUGUUCUUAAAGUUCAGUUGUUCGGCUGUUGAUGACUGCCUGAGAGUUGCUGCUGAGAGAUUUUUCAGGACUGGGCCUGGGGGGUGGGGGGGGAUUUUUUUGUUUUGUUUUAAGGCAAAGUUGACCACUGUUCACUGCCCAUGUGAUCAGUUGUAAGAUUACAAUGCUGCAUGCUAGUCGGUUGCAUAAUACACAAUCCAGUGACUCAAGGCAGUGAUAACGGAUGGUGGUGAGGACAAGAUGGCCCUGCCAUCUUUGCCUGGAGCCUGGCUCUGCAGCGCCACUUGAUCUUUCGAAACACCCUGGAGCACUCUGUCUGUCGUUGGCUGUGGUCGUUUUCCUUUGAAGAGUCGAAAGAGAAGUUACAGUCCAGGUGAACUUGGAGAUUGUGGGAUUGGUUUCGUUUCUGUUUUGUGUUUUGUUGUUUUAUCAUUUACCUGUAGCCCCAUUGCUGUUGAUAUGAUGACCUACACCCCGUUUGUAGUGAGUGCUAAAUACAGUAUGGUACAAUGACAGUAACAGCGCAGGGUGCUGCCAGGACUGCCCGUGGGCAUAUCAGUGACAGCCCAAAUGGGGGUGGAGGAAACCUGUAAUUUCCUUCUUACAUGUGUUUGAAAUACCAAGUGAAUAAUACUGUUCUUCUGGGCAAAUAUGAUAAACUAGCGAAAAUUAAAGAAAGGGUUUUACAUAAUAGACAGGCCCCACUUCUCAAACUAUUUUUAGAAACCUUUUGUAAACUAAUUUCUUUUGAUUACUAUUUUGCAUCAGUAAAGUGAGUUUUUUUAAACCAAUAAAUCAUCAGUUAUUAGAAAUAGUUGUCUCACAGUGAUACUGGUUUUUCUUCUGUGCUGUUAUGAUUUAACAUUGACAGGAACACUACUUUAAAUCCUUUCAUGUUCAGGUGUUUGUAACUUGGCCCUCUAAUUAGGCUGAAUCAUGGCUUCGAGGUCUACUACAACUUCUGUGUAUUGUUCCCAACCGAGCUUUUAUUUUAAUUUGAAAAUACAGAUUGUUACCCACUUUGGAUCCUUCUUCAGUUAUGUUUUUGUCUUUCAUUUUUAAAUUGCUCAAAUAUUUUUUAAUGGUCGAGUCAUUAGCACUUGAAAAUCAGAUACUGCACCAAAUACAAUAUUUUUUUCAUGGUGUUUUUAAUGAGCGCACCUAUUAAUACUGUGCAAAUUCACGUUACCCGUCAUUGUUAUAUUGCAAACAGACUUGCAUGAUUAACCAGUUUGUUGUUACACUUUUUUUUUUAAUUGGAGUAUCUGUGACUCAGAGCAGACUGGUUUCUCUUAUGUAAAUGCACACAUGCAGAAACACAGUCAAUUUUACAUGCCCAUAAAGACAUUUGUAAAGAAUUCAACUUA